GUCCCAGAAGAGGUGUUAGAUACGAAAGAGAACAGUAUAGAACCUGACUUACUCCUAAUGUAAACUCCCCCACCAGGAUGGAAGGAGAACCUUACCACAAUGCCACUACUGUCAAUGGCACCCCAGUGAAUCACCAGCCUUUGGAACGCCAUGGGUUGUGGGAAGUCAUCACCAUUGCAGCUGUGACUGCUGUGGUCAGCCUGAUCACCACUGUGGGCAACGUCUUAGUCAUGAUCUCCUUCAAAGUCAAUAGUCAGCUGAAGACGGUUAACAACUAUUACCUGCUCAGCUUAGCCUGCGCAGAUCUCAUCAUUGGGGUCUUCUCCAUGAAUCUCUAUACCACCUACAUCCUCAUGGGACGCUGGGCUCUCGGGAGUCUGGCCUGUGACCUUUGGCUGGCACUGGACUACGUGGCCAGCAACGCUUCUGUCAUGAACCUUCUGGUGAUCAGUUUUGACCGUUACUUUUCCAUCACAAGACCCCUGACGUAUCGGGCCAAGCGUACCCCAAAGAGGGCUGGCAUCAUGAUUGGCUUGGCCUGGCUGAUCUCCUUCAUCCUCUGGGCCCCAGCGAUCCUCUGCUGGCAGUACUUGGUGGGGGAGCGAACGGUGCCUCCAGAUGAGUGCCAGAUCCAGUUCCUCUCUGAGCCCACCAUCACUUUCGGCACCGCCAUUGCUGCCUUCUACAUUCCUGUUUCCGUCAUGACCAUUCUCUACUGCCGAAUCUACCGGGAAACAGAGAAGCGGACCAAGGACCUGGCUGACCUCCAGGGCUCUGACUCUGUAGCUGAAACUGAGAAGAGAAAGCCAGCUCACAAGGCUCUGCUCAGCUGCUUUGGCUGCCCGCGGCCCACGCUGGCCCAGAGGGAACGGAGCCACGCUUCCUGGUCAUCCUCCCGCAGGAGCACCCCUGGGAAGCCGUCCCAAGCCUCCGGCCCAAGCACUGAGUGGGACAAAGCUGAGCAGCUCACUACCUGCAGCAGCUGUCCCUCCUCAGAGGAUGAGGACAAGCCCACCGCUGACCCUGUCUUCCAGGUGGUCUACAAGAGUCAGGCCAAGGAAAGCCCGCAGGAAGACUUCAGUACUGAAGAGAGCAAGGAAACUUUUGCGAAAGGUCAAGCUGAAAAAAAUGACUACGACACCCCAAAAUACUUCCUGUCUCCAGCAGCUGCUCAUAGAUCCAAGAGUCAGAAAUGUGUGGCCUAUAAGUUCCGAUUGGUGGUGAAAGCAGAUGGGACCCAGGAGACCAACAACGGCUGCCGCAAGGUGAAAAUCAUGCCCUGCUCCUCCCCAGUGUCCAAGGACCCUUCCACGAAAGGCCUGGAUCCCAACCUCAGCCAUCAAAUAACCAAACGAAAGAGAAUGGUCCUUGUCAAAGAGAGGAAAGCAGCCCAGACCUUGAGUGCCAUCCUCCUGGCCUUCAUCAUCACGUGGACCCCUUAUAACAUCAUGGUCCUGGUUUCCACCUUCUGUGACAAGUGCGUCCCCGUCACCCUGUGGCACUUGGGCUACUGGUUGUGCUACGUGAACAGCACUGUCAACCCCAUUUGCUAUGCCCUCUGCAACAGAACCUUCCGGAAGACCUUUAAGAUGCUGCUUCUCUGCCGAUGGAAAAAGAAAAAAGUGGAAGAGAAAUUGUUCUGGCAGGGGAACAGCAAGCUCCCCUGAAAAGUUAACAACUCCCCUCAAAAGAAUGACCAUCAUCCACUUCCUGAUUCCCGUUUGUUGAUGUUCAAAAAAGACAUCUGUCUCUGCAAGUCCCUGGGAACCUUGUAAAGGCUUGAGGUCUGUUGCCCAAAGAAAGGAGCCACACCUGCCACACCUGCUGUCCAUUGAAGUAUUCCUGUCUGCGACUAAGGUCGCCGGAUGUCACAGGCGUUUGCCAUCGAAGUGAAUGGGCUCGUGGCUUCUCAGGCGGGAGGCAUGCUGGGUCGCGGCGGACAGUGACCGAGGGGACUUUUGUCUAACCUUCUGUGGGGAACAGCAGGGACCAGUUGGAAACGUCUCCCCUGCGGAAACAUGUCAUAGACUUUUGUGCAGUGUGUAUGUGUCUAUGAAGUUGUCUUGUGUCAGUGAGAACCAGGGGACUGUAAGUCAGUGUUACCUGUCAACAAGAGUGGUAUUCAACUGGCUUCUAAGGCUUUCUUUAUAAACCGAUCAGUAUUUAUUUACAAGGUAUUUAUUAUACAGCUGUUAUGUGUUCUGUGCCGUGGUAUGUUUUCCUGUCCCUACACCUGAGCAAAGCUCUUGCUAGUCCCUUUUACAGCUGAUGCCAAUUCCUGGUAUCCAUUGAACUCAAGCUGGUGCCCAUCCUUCCUUUCAGAAUCCUGCGUCUGGAAGGCCCUGAAACCUGAUCACACCCGGUCCUAGAGAGGGGACUCUAUUCUGCUAAUAAAUAUGGUCCAGUCUCCAGUCACUUAUUUUAGGUUUUACCAGUAGGGAUUUUCCCUUUUUUUUCUUAACAAAUAUUGUGCAUUCUAUUUUGUGCCCAUGUAAACCCAUUUAUUCAUGUUCUGUUCUUAGGAAGACGAGUUGUAACACAGUCCUUCACUGAUUAAAGAUCUUCUCCAGGCUAUUCCUCAGGGUUCUCUUAAACUGUUUUCAGCGGUCUUAAUUUCUAAUCUCUUUGAAAGGCAAACCUGAGGCAAAUUGUGGAAAACAAAUUUGGUUUCACCCCAUGAUUUUGAACUUAUUCCUUGGUCUUUAGCAGGCCCCCAAUUUCCCUCAGUUCACACAGACCCCAGUUCACACCCAGGCACAGCAGGUCAUUGUGGAGCCUCCAGCCAAAAGUGGAGAGACAGCAGGGGAAAGGUUUUAUUACUUUUUUUUAAUAGGUCCUUGAAUCAUGGUUCAGAAAUGACUUACUUAUUCAUUCCUCUCCAAAUUCAUGGUCAAAGAUGAGACGUCCAGAAAAGUACAGUUG
Molecule: messenger RNA, 2922 nt
Organism: Myotis daubentonii (Daubenton's bat)
Lineage: Eukaryota; Metazoa; Chordata; Mammalia; Chiroptera; Vespertilionidae
Gene: CHRM5
Product: cholinergic receptor muscarinic 5
Biological process (GO): G protein-coupled receptor signaling pathway, coupled to cyclic nucleotide second messenger; chemical synaptic transmission; gastric acid secretion
Cellular component (GO): plasma membrane; synapse; dendrite
Molecular function (GO): G protein-coupled acetylcholine receptor activity; G protein-coupled serotonin receptor activity
Source: RefSeq, a predicted model, not a curated record